Gamsiella multidivaricata is the source of this 926-nucleotide messenger RNA. RefSeq lists its product as uncharacterized. The transcript has 4 exons. Gene Ontology annotation, biological process: proton motive force-driven ATP synthesis. The coding region runs from base 106 to 513 and encodes 135 amino acids. Gene Ontology annotation, molecular function: proton transmembrane transporter activity. The record is from RefSeq and is a predicted model, not a curated record. NCBI's taxonomy places the organism in Eukaryota, Fungi, Mortierellomycota, Mortierellomycetes, Mortierellales, Mortierellaceae.
CCGCACACCAUGACUCUCCGACUUUUGACCAAGGAUUCUUAAGUCACCGCGGUGCGUCCUCUGUUGAAUGCUCAACACUCCGUCGCAUUCACUGUUGCUCGCCAUAUGACUACCUCUACUUCAGAAGAAAAACAGGUAUCUCCCGAGCAAAGGUUCCUCAUCACCAUGGAUUCACUCCCCGGAAACUCUUUGAUCUCCAAGACCAGUUAUGUCACCGCCCUCACCGGCUCUUCCACCUACUUGAUCUCUAAGGAAAUCUACAUCUUUAAUCAGGAAUCUCUGGUCUUACUGGCCUUCGCUGCCACAUUUGGUGGUAUCAUCAAGGCUGCUUGCGGGCCCUUCAAUAAGUGGGCCGAUGACUUUUCAGCAAGAUCCGCAAUAUCUCUCAAAAGGUCCGCGCCGACCAUAAGGCCGCUGUCGAGGAGCGAUUGGCCAGGUCGGCCAGAUGAAGGAUGUUGGUGGCGUCACCAAGCAGAAGACCGCCUUUACGGACGAGGUCAGGUCUGUCCUUGACUCUUGGAUCCGCUACGAGACCUAAGCUCGUGAACGUGAGCAGAGCAAGCUGGCCACCUAUCUGAUGGAGAAGAUCAAUGCCGGUCUCCAGGAUUCCAAUCUUCAGUCCAAAAUACUGGAGAAUCGAUCAGUCAAGUUGAGAGGAUUGCUUCCUCCACAAAGGCGUGAGGGUGGACGCUUAGCCUUCAAUUCCUCUUUAAACCACGUAUAUCAAAAGGAUAUUUAUGUCGCAAUGUGGCUCUACAGUCUUCUGCUUCGCCUUUUUUUGUUACUAUGCAAAUGUUGAAACAAUAAAGCACUCCCAACACAAGCAGUGUUGACUGAAAACGCGUUCCUGCUAUGCUCUUUCUCCAUGCAGGGGUGCAGAAGGAAGACCCACUUUUGCCUUAAGGGUCAUCACGCGCGGUUCAAGG